This is a messenger RNA of Monomorium pharaonis (pharaoh ant), 2833 nucleotides long. RefSeq names its product ribose-phosphate pyrophosphokinase 1 (gene Prps). Gene Ontology annotation, molecular function: magnesium ion binding; ribose phosphate diphosphokinase activity. Gene Ontology annotation, cellular component: cytoplasm; ribose phosphate diphosphokinase complex. The transcript is spliced from 7 exons. The record is from RefSeq and is a predicted model, not a curated record. Gene Ontology annotation, biological process: ribonucleoside monophosphate biosynthetic process; 5-phosphoribose 1-diphosphate biosynthetic process; purine nucleotide biosynthetic process. Lineage: Eukaryota; Metazoa; Arthropoda; Insecta; Hymenoptera; Formicidae. The coding region runs from base 169 to 1356 and encodes 395 amino acids.
GCGAUAAGGGGAAUCUCGAGCUUUCCACGGUGGAUAAUAAUUCACAACUAUCAUGCGCGAUACGGUGCCUUAGUCGCAACGCCUCGGCGUAAUUCGGCCGGAGUCUAAAGGCACGUGGAAAGCAUUAUCGGAGACAACGAGAACGCGUCGGAUGCGAGGCGGGCAGAAAUGAAUGGCAAUCUGAAGAAGUGUAAAGUCACCCGGGGAUCUCAGUGCGACCGAGAACCCGGAGCCGCACACGCGCAUCGUGUGAUGCCCGUGUCGCAGCCAGUACGUGCCAAGAGUUUGUUACGCGCAAACUUGGAAAACUCACGCGUGCGAGUCUUGCAGAGCAGAAUGCCCAACAUCAAGGUCUUCAGCGGCACCUCGCAUCCGGAUCUCGCCCAGCGGAUCGUCGACCGCCUCGGCAUCGACAUCGGCAAGGUUGUCACCAAGAAAUUCAGCAACCUCGAGACAUGUGUGGAGAUAGGAGAGUCUGUCCGUGGGGAGGAUGUGUACAUCGUGCAAAGUGGAAGUGGCGAGGUGAAUGAUAAUCUUAUGGAGCUUUUGAUCAUGAUCAAUGCUUGCAAGAUUGCUUCUGCUUCUCGAGUAACGGCAGUUAUUCCUUGUUUUCCUUAUGCAAGACAGGACAAGAAAGACAAGGGCGGUGAUGGUGGAGACUCUAAAAAUCAGAUUGUCAUGAAGUCGAACGAGUGGAAAUUCAGGAGUCGCGCACCAAUUUCCGCAAAGCUAGUUGCGAAUAUGCUUUCCGUGGCGGGUGCUGAUCACAUUAUCACAAUGGAUCUGCAUGCUAGUCAAAUACAAGGAUUUUUCGACAUCCCAGUAGACAACUUAUUCGCCGAACCAGCUGUACUCAAAUGGAUUAAGGAGAAUAUUGUUGAAUGGCGAAACAGUAUCAUUGUCUCCCCUGACGCUGGCGGUGCCAAAAGAGUCACAUCUAUCGCAGAUCGAUUAAAUGUCGAGUUUGCGCUCAUACAUAAAGAAAGAAAAAAGGCGAAUGAAGUUGCGAGCAUGGUAUUGGUGGGAGAUGUCAAAGACAGAGUUGCUAUUCUUGUAGACGAUAUGGCUGACACUUGCGGUACCAUCUGUCACGCAGCAGAAAAGCUGUUGGAAGCUGGUGCCACGAAGGUUUAUGCAAUACUUACACAUGGUAUCUUCAGUGGGCCAGCCAUUAGUAGAAUUAAUAAUGCUUGCUUUGAGGCUGUGGUAGUCACCAAUACUAUUCCUCAAGAUGGCCACAUGAAAGAUUGCCCAAGGAUUCAGUGUAUUGAUGUUUCGAUGAUGUUUGCUGAAGCAGUAAGGCGGACACACAAUGGUGAAUCUGUAUCGUACUUGUUUUCAAAUGUACCGUAUUAGAUGGAAAUCUUCCGUAAUCUACUUUAAACAAUGUAAGAAGAACAUACUCUCUUUUUACAUUUGUUUAUUGUUAUUGUUGGUUAAAAACUACUCCGACUACCUGCUAGCUUAUUGUUAGAUUCAUAUUCUGUGUCCUGAUUCCAAAUUGAAAUUACAUUUGUUCUAUUUUUUCAUGAAUUUCUGAUAGCAAGUACAACGAUCAAUCGAUACGGAAAUUUAAAUAAUGAAUUUUAGAGAUUUAGGUAUAUAAGAUGUUUUUUUAAAGUUAAUUCUAUGAAUUUCUUUUAACAGGAAUUAGAAUUUUCGUUGUGAUUAAAGAGAGUUGUCAUUUCAACUCUAUAUGACAUAGCACCUUUUUCAUCAGUUUCAAUUUAUAACAAAAUGAAGGAUCUCUCUGUUGCGAUAACGAGAUCAUAGUAAUUUAAUGGAUUGAAAUAUUUGUAAACUAUUAUUAAAAUGCGUCCUUAAUGCACGUAAUGAUCACGUAGCAUAAUUUGCAAAUAUCAGAAGUUUGAAUCAAUUUUAGAUCUGCGAUACUUAUACAUAAAAAAUUUUUCAUACGUGAAAAGACAUUUAAAUUUUGUAGGUUAGUUAAGAUGUGCCCAACACAUUGCAAUUAUAACGUAUACACGAUAGAAAAAUGGCACUGAUUGUAUGUUUUAAUACAAACAUAAUAAUACUGUUGAUCAUAUUAAGGCCUGGUUCCACAACUCACGGUUAAAUUAACUGGCCGAUUUUCCAUUGGAAUUGACCAAUCGUAUUUGUUAAUUUUGCUUAACGACAAAUACGAUUGGUCAAUUCCAAUGGAAUAAUCGGCCAGUUAAUUUAACCGUGAGUUGUGGAACCGGGCCUAAGAGGAUGCUAAACUGUCCGUCAAACUUGAUCGAAGUCGAUAAUGUAGUCAUUCGUUUAUCGUUGUUCAUAAAAAUAUUCGCUUCAAAAUACAAAUUAUGUAGCUUAUAUGUACAAAUAUUCCUCAGUUCAGAAUAGAUUAAGGAAUAAGACUAUAUUUGUCAAAUUACGAUUAAAAGCCGUAAAAUAGAGUUAUUUGUGUGAUCAAAUUUUAUUUAUCUAAACGCUUUCACUGCAGAUUUUUUAAAUUUGAUCAUACAAAAAACUUUUUUACGGCUUUUAAUCAUAAUUUGACGAAUAUAGUCUUAUUCUUCAAUGUAUUCUGAAGUGAGGGAUGCCAUUUAUUUGUACGUAUAAGCUACAUAAUUUGUAUUUUGAAGCAAAUAUUUUUAUAAACAAGGAUAAACGAACGACUCUACAUUAUCGACCUCCAAACCAACUAAACUAAAACCAAAAUAAUUUAUAACACUCAAUAAAAUGCAACUUUAUUUUAUUUAUAUUUCUUUAUAAUCAAUGCGGAUUUAGCUUGACUUGACUAUGAUAGCGAUCAUAAAUUUUUUGGCUUAAUAAGAAAGUGCCAUUUGUUACUCGAAUGGGUAUUACAAUAAAUGUAUAAAAAGUAAAA